UAUAUUUUUCAACCUUCUCGGUUCUUCCGUGCGAUAACACCUUUGAGGAAUUUACGAAAAUACCCCCUGCGCCUUCACAUCCUUUCUAUUUCUAUAAAUCCUUACUCCUCUCUUUCUCAAAAGCUUCAAAACGAGAGUUACGGGAUUUUACUCAAAGGCUUCACCACUUCAGUUAACGGCUGCAAUGAAUGCUUUAUCGGCGUUUUUCUUUCCGAUGCCGCCAUCACUGUUAGUUAACGUGAUGACGGUGGUGAGUUCGGCGGUGGUAGCGGUCAUAGGGCUUUCGGAAGCGAGAGGAACGCAUUUGCAGUAUUCGAAGUUCUGGAAUACGAGUAAUAGUGCUACCAAAUCAUCUAACUCAGAGCAACUCAGGAUUUCGUCAAGAUUAGGGAUGCUCCUGCUUUAUACUCCUGCAGCUCUCGCUGGCGCUGCGUCGUUCUGGUUCUUUCCGAACGACGAUUGGAGAGUUCUUCUGCUUAAGUCAGCUCUCACUCUCCAUUUCUUCAAGCGCGACUUUGAGGUACUGUUUGUCCACAAAUACAGCGGCAAAAUGGUACUCGAUUCAGCAUCCAUAAUCUCCCUCAGCUACUUCUCUUCUACAGCCCUUAUGAUAUACGCUCAACAGCUGUCAAAAGCACUUCCAGAGCCAACCAUCGAUCUGAAGAACGUUGGAAUUGCUCUGUUUCUAAUAGGCAUUAUUGGUAACAUGUACCACCACAUUCUUUUGUCUCAAACUAGAAAGAAAGGAGAAACAGGCUACAAAAUUCCGAAAGGUGGCCUCUUCGGCAUCGUCAUUUGCCCUCACUACCUGUUCGAAAUAACCGUGUAUUUCGGCUUCGCUCUCAUCUCUCAGACAUUUUACUCGUUCUUCUUCGCCAUUGCCACUGCUAUCUAUCUGGGUGGAAGAAGCUACGCCACAUGGAAAUGGUACGUCUCUAAAUUUGAAGACUUCCCUCAACAUAUCAAAGCCCUUAUUCCCUUUGUAUUUUAGGCUCAUGAGUCAAUUAUGUAAAAUUAUUAUCCAGUCAACUUUACUCUAAUUGAAUCCUUGUAUGUCUGUUUAGCUUUUUCUGGAUGAUGUUGAAAUAUGUGUAGUACAGUCAGCUCUACAAAAAAUAUAAUAACAUGCUGGGAGUUGUGAUCAUUGAAGAAUUUAGUUUUAGAUAUUUGAAUUGAUUGUUGUGUUGUUCUAGGGGGCUUUUAGGUAAUUUCAAAACUUCUCUCUGGUCUUAAUCAAAUAAUUUUUCUUGGAAGAU
Molecule: messenger RNA, 1256 nt
Organism: Cucumis melo (muskmelon)
Lineage: Eukaryota; Viridiplantae; Streptophyta; Magnoliopsida; Cucurbitales; Cucurbitaceae
Exons: 2
Coding region: 185-991 (268 amino acids)
Biological process (GO): lipid metabolic process
Molecular function (GO): oxidoreductase activity, acting on the CH-CH group of donors
Source: RefSeq, a predicted model, not a curated record